UGGGUCCAGGGAACUUUUUCGGGGAAUCUGUGGUAGGUGGGGUACGUACCAUCGAUUGGUCGCAUAGAUCUACAGGCCUGCGCUGGAAUAAAGUACUUUGCGCCUGCUGAAGAAAAAAGUAUAAUCUAUUCCUUCUUUCAUAUCUAAAACCUUUUAAGAAAUAAAAUUUAUUUUUAUAUCCAAUAUCUCAUACGUCGACAUCAAAAUGGUUUAUUACUUCAAAUCGACCGUUGUCGAUCCUCCAGCGUUCGUCUACGUCGGCAAGGACAAAUUCGAGAACGAGGAAUUGAUCAAGUACGGUUGGGAAGAAGACGUCUGGGGUUGUUAUGAGCAGUUUCACGUGGACAAGCUUUCCAGCGCGCAUAUCUAUCUACGACUCAAUGAGGGCGACUCGUGGGAGAACAUACCGCAGGACCUGGUGACGGACCUAGCGCAGCUGACCAAGGCCAACUCCAUCGAGGGUAACAAGAAGGAUAAUAUCACCGUUAUCUAUACGCCUUGGUCCAACUUAAAGAAGGACGGUAGCAUGGCUGCCGGCCAGGUGGGCUUCAAGGAUCCGCGCAAGGUCAAAAAGGUUCUCAUUGUCCAACGUGAGAACGCCAUCAUCAACCGGCUCAACAAGACCAAGGUGGAGAAGCAACCCGAUCUUCAGCAGGAAAGAGAGGACCAUCGUAGAGAGCUAAGGAAGCGAGACCAGGCUGCCCAACAACAACGAAAGAAGGAAGAGGCUAGAAUAAUGAAGGAGAGGCAGGAGAAGAAGUGGCAGAAGGACCACGCUUACGAUGAACUGUUUACGGAAGAGAACAUGGAGUCCUCGAGCAACCAGAACAGGGACGAGAACUGGGAGGAAGAUUUUAUGUAAAAAGAACGAAUGAAUUACCCUACCGAGGUGAUAUAUAACUUCGUGAUUAUCCCAUAAUAGUAAUGCAGAUGCCGUGGAUAUGAUGAUCCAUCUGCGCUAAAAGGCGCC
Daldinia decipiens is the source of this 970-nucleotide messenger RNA. RefSeq names its product DUF814-domain-containing protein. Lineage: Eukaryota; Fungi; Ascomycota; Sordariomycetes; Xylariales; Hypoxylaceae. The transcript has 4 exons. Bases 206 to 862 code for a protein of 218 amino acids. The record is from RefSeq and is a predicted model, not a curated record.